GUAUCUUAUUAUUUCUAGGUGUCUGAGUUCACAUUUCAGCUGGUGCAAGAUCUAUGAGAAACACCUCAAGUAUCGAGAAACCUCUGAUGAUGAAAGUUCCGACAAGGAAGAUGUUCCCCCUCAUGUUGAAUCCUCUCAGGGGGAAUCGGAUACUUCUGGAGACCUUAAUUCUGGAAACAACACCCCCAAAUGAUUUUGAAAGUUCUGAAGGAGAAGGAGAGCGUAAAAGGAAGAAGGCCGAACGUAAAAAGAAAGCCAAAAAGGCCAGGUUGGAAAUUGAAGGAAACAGUACCUCGGACGAGGACAGCGAUCUGUCGAGCGCCUUUUCCGACUGCAGCCUCGACGAGGAUGAAGAGUAA
Daphnia pulicaria is the source of this 359-nucleotide messenger RNA. RefSeq lists its product as uncharacterized. The transcript is spliced from 3 exons. NCBI's taxonomy places the organism in Eukaryota, Metazoa, Arthropoda, Branchiopoda, Diplostraca, Daphniidae. Bases 54 to 359 code for a protein of 101 amino acids. The record is from RefSeq and is a predicted model, not a curated record.